Messenger RNA from Coregonus sp. 'balchen', 36772 nucleotides. Lineage: Eukaryota; Metazoa; Chordata; Actinopteri; Salmoniformes; Salmonidae. The record is from the annotation of a GenBank genome assembly.
AUGAGGUACCGAGGCAGGGUAAGAUCCUUAUCCCCUCUCUACAUGCUGAAACAUGUCAUUGAUGUCUGUUUGUGUGUGUGUGUGUGUGUGUGUGUGUGUGUUGCAGAACACACAGAGCAGAUGUGUACAGAACAUACUAUGUGUAUGUGAACUACACUACCAGUCGAAAGCUUGGACACACCUACUCAUUCAAAGGUUUUUCUUUAUUUUUACUAUUUUUUAUGUUGUAGAAUAAUAGUGAAGACAUCAAAACUAUUAAAUAACACAUAUGGAAUCAUGUAGUAACUAAAAAAGUGUUAAACAAAUCAAAAUAUAUUUUAUAUUUGUCACGCCCUGACAUAGUGAUUUCUAGUUGGUUUGGUCAGGGUGUGAAUAUCUAUGUGUAGAUCUAGUAUGUUUAGAUCUAUGUUGGCCGGGUGUGGUUCCCAAUCAGAGGCAGCUGUUGAUCGUUGUCUCUGAUUGGGGAUCAUACUUAGGCAGCCAUUUUGCCUACCUUUAGUUGUGGGAUCUUGUUUCUGUGUGUUUGGCUUGUUUGAUGUAUAGCCUUUAGAACUUCACGUUCAGUUGCUUUGUUAUUUUGUCGAGUGUUUCUUAUUAACAUUAAACAUGUACGUAUACCAUGCUGCACCUUGGUCCAAUCCUUUACUCAACGAACGUGACAGAAGAUCCCACCACCAAGGGACCAAGCAGCGUGAACAGGAAGAGCAGACAACAUGGACAUGGGAGGAUAUUUUGGACGGUAAGGGAUCCUGGACUUGGGAAGAGAUCCAGGCAGGUAUGGAUCGCCUUCCUUGGGAGCAGACGGCGACAGCGAGAAAGGAUAAACGGCGAAUCCGAAGUGCACAACGACGAAGGAGGCCCGAGAGGCAACCCCAAGACAAUUUUUUGGGAGGGCACACGGGGUGGUCGACGAAGCAGCAGGAGGCCGUGAAAAGGCUGACUGUGGAGGAGGAGGAGGCCGCUAUAGUAGAGGCCCUCCAAGACCUGCAGCUCAGCAGUCUGAGAGAGGAGACCACCACAUUGCGGGGGCUGUUAGCUCAGAGGGAGCAGGAGUUCUCCCUUCAGAGGGAGGCGCUACAGGAGGCUCACAGGAAGAAGGAGUCAGUGGAUGCACUGAGAGAGGAGUUGGCCAGGCAACAGGAGAAGCUGAGAGAGGAGUUAACCCUUCAGCAGCAGAGAGCUCAGUACUUAGAGCAGAGGCUGGCGAAGCCAGGUUGCAGAGCAGAGCCAACUCCCCGCACUCGCUUUGAGGAGCGUGUGAACGUGCAGGCACCAGGCUAUGCGCCGGCGUUGCGCACUGUGCCGCCAGGGCGCCUUCACAGACCCGUGGUGCGUGUCCCCAGUCCGGUACGGCCCGUGCCUGCUCCUCGCACCAAACCAGUGGUGCGUGUCUCCAGUCCGGUACGGCCCGUGCCUGCUCCUCGCACCAAACCAGUGGUGCGUGUCUCCAGCCAUGUACGGCCCGUGCCAGCUCCUCGCACUAAACCAGUGGUGUGUGUCACCAGCCCGGUGCGCCCCAUACCUGCUUCCCGCACCAAACCAGUGGUGCGUGUCUCCAGUCCUGUACGGCCCGUUCCUGCUCCACGCACCAAACCAGUGGUGCGUGUCUCCAGCCAUGUACGGCCCGUUCCUGCUCCACGCACCAAACCAGUGGUGCGUGUCGCCAGCCCGGUAUGCCCCGUACCUGCUUCCCGCACCAAACCAGUGGUGCGUGUCUCCAGUCCUGUACGGCCCGUGCCUGCUCCUCGCACCAGACUAGUGGUGCGUGUCUCCAGUCCGGUACGGCCCAUACCUGCUCCUCGCACCAAACCAGUGGUGCGUGUCUCCAGCCAUGUACGGCCCGUGCCAGCUCCUCGCACUAAACCAGUGGUGUGUGUCACCAGCCCGGUGCGCCCCAUACCUGCUUCCCGCACCAAACCAGUGGUGCGUGUCUCCAGUCCUGUACGGCCCGUUCCUGCUCCACGCACCAAACCAGUGGUGCGUGUCUCCAGCCAUGUACGGCCCGUUCCUGCUCCACGCACCAAACCAGUGGUGCGUGUCGCCAGCCCGGUAUGCCCCGUACCUGCUUCCCGCACCAAACCAGUGGUGCGUGUCUCCAGUCCUGUACGGCCCGUGCCUGCUCCUCGCACCAGACUAGUGGUGCGUGUCCCCAGCCCGGUACGGUCCAGUCCAGGGUCAGAGCAGUCCGUUCCACCGGUGCCUAGUCCAGCUCCGGUCAGCUGCUCCACUCCAGUGCCAGAGCAGUCCGCUCCACCGGUGCCUAGUCCAGCUCCGGUUAGCUGCUCCAGUCCAAUGCCAGAGCAGUCCGCUCCACCGGUGCCUGGUCCAGCCCCGGUCAGCUGCUCCAGUCCAGAGCCAGAGCAGUCCGCUCCACCAGGGUCCAGUUCAGCUCCGGUCAGCGGCUCCACUCCAGUGCCAGAGUAGUCCGCUCCACCGGUGCCUAGUCCGUGUUCGGUCGUCUACUCUCCCACACCAGGUUCCAGACAGGACUUGGUGCAUUGCGGGAGGACUGCAGAGCCAGAACCAGACAUCAACCCCUCUUCAGGGUCGGGGCCUCCCACACCAGGGUCCAGACAGGGCUUGGUGCAUCACGGGAGGAUUGCCGGUCCAGGCCCAGACGUCAGCCCUUCUCCAGCGUCCAGACAGGGCUUGGUGCAUCGUGGGAGGACUGAGAGGGGAAGCAUCGCGCCGGGGUCCAAACCGGACCAGGUGUGCAAUGGGGAGCCAGAAAAGGAGACGACAGUAAGGGUGACGUCGCGCCCGGAGCCGGAGCCGCCACCGAGUCAGUUUUGCGACCGGAGUCCGCACCUUUGUGUUGGGGGGUUACUGUCACGCCCUGACAUAGUGAUCUCUAGUUGGUUUGGUCAGGGUGUGAAUAUCUAUGUGUAGAUCUAGUAUGUUUAGAUCUAUGUUGGCCGGGUGUGGUUCCCAAUGAGAGGCAGCUGUCGAUCGUUGUCUCUGAUUGGGGUUCAUACUUAGGCAGCCAUUUUGCAUGCCUUUAGUUGUGGGAUCUUGUUUCUGUGUGUUUGGCUUGUUUGAUGUAUAGCCUUUAGAACUUCACGUUCAGUUGCUUUGUUAUUUUGUCGAGUGUUUCUUAUUAACAUUAAACAUGUACACAUACCACGCUGCACCUUGGUCCAAUCCUUUACUCAACAAACGUGACAAUAUUUGAGAUUCUUCAAAUAGCCACCCUUUGCCUUGAUGACAGCUUUGCACACGCUUCACAUUCUCUCAACCAGCUUCAUGAGGUAGUCACCUGGAAUGCAUUUCAAUUAACAGGUUUGCCUUGUUAAAAGAUAAUUUGUGGAAUUUAUUUCCUUCUUAAUGCGUUGGAGCCAAUCAGUUGUGUUGUGACAAGGUAGGGGGGUGUACAGAAGAUAGCACUAUUUGGUAAAAGACCAAGUCCAUAUAAUGGCAAGAACAGCUCAAAUAAGCAAAGAGAAAUGACAGUCCAUCAUUACUUUAAGACAUGAAGGUCAGUCAAUAUGGAAAAUGUCAAGAACUUUGAAAGUUUCUUCAAGUGCAGUCGCAAAAACCAUAAAGCGCUAUGAUGAAACUGGCUUUCAUGAGGACCGCCACAGGAAUGGAAGACCGAGAGUUACCUCUGUUGCAGAGUAUAAGUUCAUUAGAGUUACAAGCCUCAGAAAUUGCGGCACAAAUAAAUGCUUCACAGAGUUCAAGUCACAGACACAUCUCAACAUCAACUGUUCAGAGGGGACAGUGUGAAUCAGGCCGUCAUGGUCAAAUUGCUGCAAAGAAACCACUACUAAAGGACACCAAUAAUAAGAAGAGACCUGCUUGGGCCAAGAAACACGAGCAAUGGACAUUAGACCGGUGGAAAUUUGUCCUUUGGUCUGGUGUCCAAAUUGAGAUUUUUGGUUCAACCGCUGUGUCUUUGUGUGACACGUGUGGGUGAACGGAUUAUAUCCGCAUGUGUAGUUCCCACCGUAAAGGAAGGAGGAGGAGGUGUUAUGGUGUGGGGGUGCUUUGCUAGUGACACUGUUUGUGAUAUAUUUAGAAUCCCGAGUGGCGCAGUGGUCUAAGGCACUGCAUCGCAGUGCUAACUGUGCCACUAGAGAUCCUGGUUCGAAUCCAGGCUCUGUCGUAGCCGGCCGCGACCGGGAGACUCAUGGGCGGCGCACAAUUGGCCCAGCGUCGUCCAGGGUAGGGGAGGGAAUGGCCGGCAGGGAUGUAGCUCAGUUGAUAGAGCAUGGCGUUUGCAACGCCAGGGUUGUGGGUUCGAUUCCCACGGGGGGCCAGUAUAAAAAAAAAAAAAAAUGUAUUCACUAACUGUAAGUCGCUCUGGAUAAGAGCGUCUGCUAAAUGACUAAAAUGUAAAUGUAAAUUCAAGGUACACUUAACCAGCAUGGCUACCAAAGCAUUCUGCAGCGAUACGCCAUCCCAUCUGGUUUGGGCUUAGUGGGACUAUCAUUUGUUUUUCAACAGGACAAUGACCCAACACACCUCCAGGCUGUGCAAGGGCUAUUUUACCGAGAAGGAGAGUGAUGGAGUGCUGCAUCAGAUGACCUGGCCUCCACAAUCCCCCGACCUCAACACAAUUGAGAUGCCUUGGGAUGAGUCGGACGGCAGAGUGGAGGAAAAGAAGCAAACAAGUGCUCAGCAUACAGUGGGGAAAAAAAGUAUUUAGUCAGCCACCAAUUGUGCAAGUUCUCCCACUUUAAAAGAUGAGUGAGGCCUGUAAUUUUCAUCAUAGGUACACGUCAACUAUGACAGACAAAAUGAGAUAAAAUGUCUCCAGAAAAUCACAUUGUAGGAUUUUUAAUGAAUUUAUUUGCAAAUUAUGGUGGAAAAUAAGUAUUUGGUCAAUAACAAAAGUUUCUCAAUACUUUGUUAUAUACCCUUUGUUGGCAAUGACACAGGUCAAACGUUUUCUGUAAGUCUUCACAAGGUUUUCACCCAAUGUUGCUGGUAUUUUGGCCCAUUCCUCCAUGCAGAUCUCCUCUGGGUGGCUAUUUGAAGAAUCUCAAAUCUCAAAUAUAUUUUGAUUUAUUUAACACUUCUUUGGUUACUAUAUGAUUCCAUAUGUGUUAUUUCAUAGUUUUUGUGAUGCGCAGGAGGGUAAAUCACAGAAUACAGAGUUUAUUCCGUAAUCCAGCCUAACCAGUCCAGUGCGCAAAACAGGCGCACCUGAACAAACAUGCACACGGGGAAAAUACCCCGGCAAUACAAAAUACUGAGCUCAACCGAGCUACUAAUCCUCACAAUGAACAAUCACCCACAAGGACAAGGGGGCAGGGGAACACUUAAACACGUACUAAUGAGGGAAAUAUGAACCAGGUGUGUGUAAUUGACAAGACAAGACAAAUGGAAUGAUGAGAUAUGGAGCGGCAGUGGGUAGAAGGCCGGUGACGAUGAACGCCGAAGCCUGCCCGAACAAGGAGGGGAGGCAGCUUCGGAGGAAGUCGUGACAGUUUUGAUGUCUUCACUAUUAUUCUACAAUGUAGAAAAUAGUAAAAAAAUAAAGAUAACCCCUGGAAUGAGUAAGUGUUCUAAAACUUUGGACUGGUACUGUUUAUGGAACAUUCCUCUGAAAACCAAGGUCAUGUAAGCUGUUGGGUUGCCCUCACAGCGACCACAAAGAGGAAAGGGAGACACGUUCAGACAUUCAUCAAUCACAGAUAAUGUGCUCAGCAUGUGUAUGAGUCAGGGUGUAUGUAUUUGGACUAUAGUUGUCCCACCAUUACUAUGAGUCAUCUACAAUGCCUGGGACUGAUUCUAGGCUCUCCAUGGACAUACUGUAGCUGGUAUUUUUCCACACUGUUCAGUGCUAGCACAUCCAUGGUAGAGAGCCAGCUGUGGAGCUGAUGUGUGUCCACCCAUAGUAGGUUUGUCUGGGGACAGAGGAGAGGGGCACCUUAUAAGGAAGAGAUUGAGGGGAAUCAACCCAGCGGAGCUGACUUAAAGGGCCCAGAGCCAAGUCCCACUGAAGCUUCCCUGCUGCCUCUCAUAGAUGCAUCAUCCACAACCCUCUUGGCUCCAUAGGACUACAAUACCCUCAACCCUCACUACUAUAGGGGUCGUUCAAUGUCAUUUCAGCAAGCCAUUACACCCACCAUCUCUGAUUGUUCUGUAAUCGUUUCUGUAGUUAGAAACAGAUAAGAUAAGCAUUCUGUAAACAUUAUUUUGAUGAAAUAUAAUUUGAUCUCUCUCCCCCAUCCCUCCUUCACUCUUGAGCCCUUUUAAUUUAUAGGAUUCAUAUAAUAUUAAAUAAUGAUAGUACCUAACAUCUGAUUUGGACCAAACUUUUUUCUAACAAUAAGUAAGACAUGAGGAAUCCAAAGAAGUGGUCAAAAGCCAUCCACGGACCCCCACACCCUACACCAGGUCUCCCCAACUGGCGGUUUUAUUUGGCCCCCCAUGUUUUCUGAGCAAAAUUGUUUUUAUAAUUCUUAUAAUUUUCAUUGUUGGACAUAAAAUACUUUAAAAACACCAGGAAAUCAGCUCCAACUGAUUUACAUUUUUGGCAAUCUGUUCCCAAGUAUUCCCACGCAUAAUAGAGAGACACGUGAUCGUAUACAAAUGUAAGGAAGGUGUGAAAGGAUUAUGUUUUAGUCAAAUAUUAUAUCUGUUUGGGCUUCUUGGCGUCAAUUUGCAGUCUAAAAAUUGUUAUGUUCCGGCCCCCCCAACCAUCCACUCAAGAAAAAAUAGAAAAGUAUUCAAACCCCUUGACUUUUUCCAUAUUUUGUUAGGUUACAGCCUUAUUCUAAAACAGAUUAAAUAGUUUUGUUCCCUACACACAAUACCCCAUAAUGACAAAGCAAAAACAGGUUUGUAGAAAUGUGUGCUAAUUUAUUACAAAUAAAAAACUGAAAAAUCAUAUUUACAUAAGUAUUCAGACCCUUUACACAGUAUUUUGUUGAAGCACCUUUGGCAGCGAUUACAGCCUCAAGUCUUCUUGGGUAUGACGCUACAAGCUUGGCACACCUGUAUUUGGGUAGUUUCUCGCAUUCUUCUCUGCAGAUCCUCUCAAGCUCUGUCAGGUUGGAUGGGGAGCAUCAACUGCACAGCUAUUUUCAGGUUUCUCCAGAGUUGUUCGAUCGGGUUCAAGUUCGGGCUCUGGCUGGGCCACUCAAGGACAUUCAGAGACUUGUCCCGAAGCCACUCCUGCGUUGUCUUGGCUGUGUGCUUAGGGUCGUUGUUCUGUUGGAAGGUGAACCUUCGUCCCAGUCUGAGGUCCUGAGCGCUCUGGAGCAGGUUUUCAUCAAGGAUCUCUCUGUACUUUGCUCCGUUCAUCUUUGCCUUGAUCCUGACUAGUCUCCCAGUCCCUGCCGCUGAAAAACAUCCCCACAGCAUGAUGCUGCCACCACCAUGCUUAACCAUAGGGAUGGUGCCAGGUUUCCUCCAGACGUGACGCUUGGCAUUCAGGCCAAAGAGUUCAAUCUUGGUUUCAUCAGACCAGAGAAUCUUGUUUCUCAUGGUCUGAGAGUCUUUAGGUACCUUUUGGCAAACUCCAAGCGGGCUGUCAUGUGCCUUUUACUGAGGAGUGGCUUCCGUCUGGCCACUCUACCAUAAAGGCCUGAUUGGGGGACUGCUGCAGAGAUGGUUGUCCUUCUGGAAGGUUCUCCCAUCUCCACAGAGGAAUUCUAGAGCUCUGUCAGAGUAACCAUUGGGUUCUUGGUCACCUCCCUGACCAAGGCCCUUCUCCCCCAAUUGCUCAGUAUGGCCGGGCGGGCCAGCUCUAGGAAGAAUCUUGGUGGUUCCAAACUUCUUCCAUUUAAGAAUGAUGGAGGCCACUGUGUUCUUGGGGACCUUCAAUGCUGCCAAAAAAAAUGUGUACCCUUCCCCAGAUCUGUGCCUCGACACAAUCAUGUCUCGGAGCUCUACGGACAAUUCCUUCGACCUCAUGGCUUGGUUCUUGCUCUGACUUGCAUUGUCAACUGUGGGACCUUAUAUAGACAGGUGUGUGCCUUUCCAAAUCCAAUGUCCAAUCAAUUGAAUUUACCACAUGUGGACUCCAAUGAAGUUGUAGAAACAUCUCAAGGAUGAUCAAUGGAAACAGGAUGCACCUGAGCUCAAUUUCGAGUCUCAUAGCAAAUGGUCUGAAUACUUAUGUAAAUAAGACAUUUAUGUUUUGGCUUUGUUAUAAAUUUGCAAAAACUUCUAAAAACCUGUUUAGGCUUUGGCAUUAUGGGGUAUUGUGUGUAGAUUGCUGAGUAUUUAAUUAUUUAAUACAUUUUAGAAUAAGGCUGUAACGUAACAAUGUGUAGGAAAAAGUCAAGGGGUCUGAAUACUUUCCGAAGGCACUGUAGUUGAUGAUCCCUGCCCUACUCCAAUUCCAACCCCAACAACGAGUAUAUAGUAUCAGUUCUCUAUGUUUAACAAUUAGUAUGGAGCUGCGGCACGUAGUAUUGUUUCUUCAUCCUAUGUAAUGUAUUCUUGGUGAUGUUUGUUUUCCCUGUUCAAAGAAAUUAGUCAUUGAAGUUGUUGGGUUUAUGUCCCAUCCUACAUUCUGAUAUUACCAGGUUCUGACCCCCCCCCCCCCCCCCCCCCUUGUUAAAGGGAUAGUUAUCCAAAUUACAAAAUUACAUAUUGGUUUUCUUUCUUCUGUCUAUGAACCAGUUAUGACAGCAACCCAUGCAUCCCGUGUUUAUUGUGUGAAUGAGUGAUGCACACUAUACACACACAAGCUAUAACACACACACCUCAUACUCACAAACACACACACAUACAUACACACACUCACUCACACAUUCAUUUACAUUUACAUUUUAGUCAUUUAGCAGACGCUCUUAUCCAGAGCGACUUACAGUUAGUGAAUACAUAUUUUUUUUAUACUCACACAGCCAACACUGCUGUCACAUGUUAUAGAGAGAUUGAACCACUGGACACUUCCCAUUUCACACUGUGUAUUUAAAUUCUGUAUCUCUGACAUAGCUCAUUCUAAUAUUUCUACUACUGUACAUUGUAUUUUAGUUACACUGUUUAUACACACCACAUAUUUAUUUAUAUACUGGAUUCUUGACAUAGCGCAUUCUAAUAUAUCUACUGCUGUACAUAUUAUUCUUAGUAUAUGUUUUGUAGAUUCUCCAGGUGUACAUACAUAAAAAUCGCAUUUUGAUUACUGCUGCAGUGCUAUUUGAAUUCUUAUUUUUUUAUUUAAUGUCUGUCGCUCUCUCACUCUCUACCUUCUCUUUAUCCCCCCUCAUUCUCUUCUCUCUCCCUCCCCCUUCUUUCACCCCCUCCACCAGCUCCCUCCUCUCUCACACUCUCCGUCUUUCUCUCCCCUCUCUCCCCCUCCCUUACUCUCCCCCUUCUCUCGCUCUCCCUCCUCCCUCCUCCCCCCUCCAAUCUCACUCCCUCCUUCUUUCCCUGCCUCCCCCUCGUCUCAUCUCUCUCUCCCUCCUCUCUCUCCCCCAUCCCUCCUUCACCCUCUUCCUCCUCUCUCCCCCACCCUCACUCUCCCCCUUUUAUCUCUCUCCUCCCCCCUCCAUUCUCUCUCCCUCCUUCUUUCCUUGCCUCCCCUGCCUCUAAUUUCUCUCUCUCCCUCUCCCUUCUCUCUCUCCCUCCUCUCUUCCACAGACAGGCCGACAGACAGACACAGACAGACAGACAGGCUGACAGGCAGACAGACAGACAGACAUGCAGGCAGUUAGGCAGGCAGACAGACAGACAAUGUACGGCAUCCUGGGGACACUCUUUAAUGAUACCUUGAGUUUCAAGUCUUUGCGUUAAGAAUUGACCGUUCUACAGAUGGAAGACAGUGUUUUUGUGUAACUGCAGCAGGGAGAGAAUGAAAGGCCAUGUUGAGGAUGAAUUAAUACACUUCCUGUUGCCACAGAAAGCUGAACCUUAUCACAGGGAAUCCCUAUAGGUUCAUGAUUGGUUGUGUGCAAGGAUGGUUAGCUAGCUCAAUAGCAGUCAACGGGGGCAUCAUGGUUAUGUCAGGGCUGUAGAUAAUGCUUUUCUAUGGAAGAAAAGCCUUGUUCUCUGUGGGACCAAGUUUUCACUGUGAAGAGUUAAUUUCACAUAGUCAGAUGUAGGCUUGUGUUCAUUGGGAGCAUCUGUUGAACGAUCCCAGGCUUGAAUUUUGUUUCUAGCCUCAACCGUUCUGCCGAUGUCGCUCAAAGCACAUGAACUCUAGGUCAGGCUUCAAGUGAGGCCUACUUUUCUGCCAUGUAGUGGGGGGAGGGGCAAAUUAAUUCAUUGUUCAUUGGAUGAAGGUUAGGGUUAUGUCUAGGAUUGAGGCCCUAACUCUAACCCUGGCUUCAUGUCCACAUCCCGGCUCAACCCUAAACCUAGCCUCAACCCUAACCCUAACCCUAACCCUAGCUUUAUAUCAACUCCCGGCUCAACCCUAACCCAAAAAGUGGCGCCGGAGAAGGUGGCUGCCGUUUUACAGCCCUCUAACCAAUUGUACUAUUAUGUGUGUUUUUUCGUGUUAUUUGUAAUUUAUUCUGUACAUAAUGUUUCUGCCACGGUCUCUUAUGACCAAAAAGAGCUUCUGGAUAUCAGGACAGUGAUUACUCACCUCGUAUUGAACAAAUAUAUUUUCUUCAACGAGCCGGACGCGAAGGAUAUCCUACAGACACCCGACAAGGCCCAAAUCCCUGUCAUUCGCAUGAGAAAGAGACAGAGAUAUCGUGGACAUAGGUCGGGGUGCCUUGUAAGGAUCCGACGGCGAGCGAGUAAACUGCCUCUUCCAUCAAUCCUAUUAGCCAAUGUUCAAUCAUUUGAGAACAAAUUGGACGACCUAAGAUUACGGUUAUCCUACCAAUGGGACAUUAAAAACUGUAAUAUCUUAUGUUUCACCGAGUCGUGGCUGAACGACGACAUGGACAACAUACAGCUACACGUCAGGAUAGAACAGCUGACUCCGGUAAGACAAGGGGUGGCGGUCUGUGUAUAUUUGUAAACAACAGCUGGUGCACAAAAUCUAAUACUAAGGAAGUCUCUAGGUUUUGCUCUCCUGAGGUAGAGUAUCUCACGAUAAGCUGUAGACCACAUUAUUUACCAAGAGACUUUUCAUCUAUAUUUUUUGUAUCUACCACCACAAACCGAAGCUGGCAUUAAGAUUGCACUCAAUGAGCUGUAUAAGGCCAUAAGUAAACAGGAAAACGCUCAUCCAGAGGCAGCGAUCCUAGUGGCUGGGGACUUUAAUGCAGGGAAACUUACAUCCGUUCUACCUAAUUUCUACCAGCAUGUGAAAUAUGCAACGGGAGGGAAAAAAAACUCUAGACCACCUUUACUCCACACACAGAGACGCAUACAAAGCUCUCCCUAGCCCUCCAUUUGGCAAAUCUGACCAUAACGCUAUCCUCCUGAUUCCUGCUUAUAAGCAAAAACUAAAGCAGGAAGCACCAGUGACUCGGUUAAUAAAAAAGUGGUCAGAUGAUGCAGAUGCUAAGCUACAGGACUGUUUUGCUAGCACAGACUGGAAUAUGUUCAGGGAUUCUUCAGAUAGCAUUGAGGAGUACACCACAUCAGUCACUGGCUUCAACAAUAAGUGCAUCGAUGUCCCCACAGUGACCAUACGUACAUACCCCAACCUGAAGCCAUGGAUUACAGGCAACAUCCACACUGAGCUAAAGGGUAGAGCUGCCGCUUUCAAGGAGCGGGACUCUAACCCGGACGCUUAUAAGAAAUCCCGCUAUGCCCUCUGACGAACCAUCAAACAGGCAAAGAGUCAAUACCGGACUAAGAUUGAAUCGUACUACACCGGCUCUGACACUCUUCGGAUGUGGCAGGGCUUGAAAACUAUUACAGACUACAAAAGGAAGAACAGCCGCGAGCUGCCCAGUGACACAAGCCUACCAGACAAGCUAAAUCAUUUCUAUGCUCGCUUCGAGGCAAGCAACACUGAAGCAUGCAUGAGAGCACCAGCUGUUCCGGAUGACUAUGUGACCACGCUCUCCGUAGCCGAUGUGAGUAAGACUUUUAAGCAGGUCAACAUUCACAAGGCCGCAGGGCCAGACGGAUUACCAGGACGUGUACUCCGAGCAUGUGCUGACCAACUGGCAAAUGUCUUCACUGACAUUUUCAACAUGUCCCUGACUGAGUCAGUAAUACCAACAUGUUUCAAGCAGACCACCAUAGUCCCUGUGCCCAAGGACACUAAGAUAACCUGCCUAAAGACUACCAACCCGUAGCACUCACGUCUGUAGCCAUGAAGUGCUUUGAAAGGCUGAUCAUGGCUCACAUCAACACCAUUAUCCCAGAAACCCUAGACCCACUCCAAUUUGCAUACCGCCCCAACAGAUCCACAGAUGAUGCAAUCUCUAUUGCACUCCACACUGCCCUUUCCCACCUGGACAAGAGGAACACCUACGUGAGAAUGCUGUUCAUUGAAUAAAGCUCAGCGUUCAACACCAUAGUGCCUUCAAAGCUCAUCACUAAGCUAAGGAUCCUGGGACUAAACACCUCUCUCUGCAACUGGAUCCUGGACUUCCUGACAGGCCGCCCCCAGGUGGUAAGGGUAGGUAACAACACAUCUGCCACACUGAUCCUCAACACGGGGGCCCCUCAGGGGUGCGUGCUCAGUCCCCUCCUGUACUCCCUGUUCACCCAUGACUGCAUGGCCAGGCACGACUCCAACACCAUCAGAAAGGUGCUGACGACACAACAGUGGUAGGCCUGAUCACCGACAUCGAUGAGACAGCCUAUAGGGAGGAAGUCCGAGACCUGGCCGUGUAGUGCCAGCAUAACAACCUCUCCCUCGACGUGAUCAAGACAAAGGAGAUGAUUGUGGACUACAGGAAGAAAAAAAGAGGACUGAGCACGCCCCCAUUCUCAUCGACGGGGCUGUAGUGGAACAGGUUGAGAGCUUCAAGUUCCUUGGUGUGCACAUCACCAACAAACUAUCAUGGUCCAAACACACCAAGACAGUCGUGAAGAGGGCACGACAAAGCCUAUUCCCCCUCAGGAGACUGGAAAGAUUUGGCAUGGGUCCUCAGAUCCUCAAAAAGUUAUACAGCUGCACCAUCGAAAGCAUCCUGACUGGUUGCAUCACCGCCUGUUAUGGCAACUGCUCAGCCUCCGACCGCAAGGCACUACAGAGGGUAGUGCGUACGGCCCAGUACAUCACUGGGGCCAAGCUUCCUACCAUCCAGGACCUCUAUGCCAGACGGUGUCAGAGGAAGGCCCUCAAAAUUGUCAAAGACUCCAGCCACCCUAAUCAUAGACUGUUCUCUCUGCUACCGCAUGGCAAGCGGUACCGUAGCGCCAAGUCUAGGUCCAAAAGGCUUCUCAACAGCUUCUACCCCCAAGCCAUAAGACUCCUGAACAGCUAAUCAUUGCUACACAGACUAUUUUCACUGCCCCCCCACCCCCACCCUCCUCUUUUACGCUGCUGCUACUCUGUUUAUUAUUUAUGCAUAGUCACUUUCACUCUACCCACGUGUACAUAUUACCUCAAUUACCUCGACUAGCCGAUGCCCCAACACAUUGACUCUGCACCGGUACCCCCCUGUAUAUAGCCUCCCUGCUGUUAAUUUAUUUUACUGCUGCUCUUUAGUUAUUUGCUUAAAUUUUUUUUACUUAACACUUUAUAUUUUUUAAAUCUUUAAAAAAUGCAUUGUUGGUUAAGGGCUUGUAAGUAAGCAUUUCACUGUAAUGUCUACACCUGUUGUAUUCGGCGCAUGUGGCAAAUAACAUUUGAUUUGAUUUGAUUUUAUCCCUAACCCUCGCUUCAUGUCCACAUCCCGGCUCGACCCUAACCCUAACCGUAGCUUCAUAUCAUCUCCCGGCUCAACCCUAAUCCUAUCCCUAACCCUCACUUAAUCUCCACAUCUUGGCUCAACUCUAGCCAUAACCCUAACACUAACUUCUAGUUCACAUCCCGGCUCAACCCUAACUCCAAGAGCUGAGCCAAGAUGUGGAGGGCUAGGGUUAGAGAUAUGGCUAGGGUUAGGGUUGAGCUGGGAUGUGGACAUGAAGCUAGGGUUAGGUUGAGUUUAGAGUUUGUCUGUCUGCCUGUCUGCCUGCUUCCCUGCCUGUCUGUCUGUCUGUCUGUCUGUCUGUGAGUUUAUAUAUCUGUCUGCCUGUCUGUCUGUCUCUCUCUGUCUCUCUGUCUGUCUGCCUGUCUGAGUCUUUCACCAAUUUACCCACCACCUAUCACCAACUUCUUUGCCUUGAAGGCGAUGUAUUGACUUCUGCGCCAAUACCCUUGAUGCAAAUCUAUGCGUCAAUAUCCUCUCUGUGGAGGUGGGAAAGUGGAGAGAGAGGUGGAGGUGGGAGAGAGAGGGAGGGAGAGAAAUAGAUUAGAGGGAGGGAGGGGGGAGGAGGUAUAGAGAGAGGGAGAGAAGAGGGUGUCAUGUCUAUGAUACCUUUUUCUAUGCAUCCAUAUUGUGAGGCUAAUCUUCCCCCAUUGAGUGCAAUGUAUUCACUUAGGCAUCAACCCUGUGACACUCAUAUUUUCACUUUGACUGCAAUGUAUUGACAUGAACGUCAAGCCUAUGACACUCAUCUUUUCCUAUUGACAUAAGCGUCAACACUGUGACACAUCUUUUCCCAUUGACUGCAAUUUAUAAGACUAAAUUGGUUGAUGCUUAUCUUUUCCCAUUGAUUGCUAUGUAUUGACAUAAGCAUCAACCCUGUGACACUCAUUUUUUCACAUUGAACCCAAUAUAUUGAGAGAAACAUCAAACCAGUGACAAUCAUCUUUUCCCAUUGACUGCAAUGCACUGAGAAAAACGUCAAACUGUGGCACUCAUCUUUUCCAUUGACUGCAAUGUAUUCAAAAAAACAACCAUGUGACACUCAUCUUUUCCCAUUGACUGCAAUGUAUUGACAACAUGUUUUUUCCCAUUGACUGCAAUGUAUUGAGAUAAACAUCAACCUUGUGACACUCAUAUUUUCCCAUUGACUGCAAUGUACUGAGAAAAACUUCAACCCUGUGACACUCAUCUUUUCCCAUUGACUGCAAUAGAUUAGAGGGAAGGGGGAAAGAAGGAGGGAGAUAUAAUAAAGGGGGAGGAAGUAUAGAGGGAGAGGGUGAGGGAGGGAGGGAGGGAGGGAGGAUUAGGUUUCAUGUCUGUGAUGGAUUUUUCUAUGCGUCCAUAUUGUGAUGCUCAUCUUCCCCCAUUGAAUGCAAUGUAUUCACUUAGGCAUCAACCCUGUAACACUUUUCCCAUUGACUGCAAUUCAUAAGAUUCAAUUGGUUGAUGCUAAUCUUUUCCCAUUGACUGCAAUGUAUUGAGAAAAACGUCAACCCUGUGACUCUCAUCUUUUCCCAUUGACUGCAAUGUAUUGAGAAAAAUGUCAACCCUGUGGCACUCAUCUUUUCCCGUUGACUGAAAUGUAUUGAGAAAAACUUCAAUUACUAUUUUCUCUGAACAGGGGAAAGAAAAUAUCACCAAAUUAACAGAGAAUACAUUACAUGGGAUCAAGAAACAAUCCUCUGAGCCGCAGCUCCAUACUACUUGUCAAACAUAAAGAACUGAUACUAUAUCAUUGUUGUUGGGAUGGAAUUGGCGUGGGGGGUCCGUGGGUGGCUUCUGAUAUUUCUUUGGGAUUCCUCAUGUCUAAUUUAUUGUUCAAAUUUGUUUUGUCCAAAUCAGAGGUUAGAGUACGUACUAUAUUUACUGAAUAUUAUAUGAAUCCUAUAAAUUAAAAUGACCAAUUUGUGUGCAAUCAAUUAGCUUAAUUUCUCAGAGAUCAAAUUAUAUUUCAACAAAAUAAUGUUGCAGGAAUGCUAAUCUUAUCUGUUUUUAACAACAAAAAACGAUUUUAGAACCAUCUGAGAUGGUGGGUGUCGGAAUCCUCUUUCUUGUGCUUUUUGAGGUGGAACGACCCUUAAGGCAUUAAAGAAUCAAUGUGCAUUAUUAAUUAAAAUUACAAUUGAACAGGUAAAGAGGUAUGCUUAGAAUAUAAUCUACGCAGAAAAAUAUACAUAAUGUUGACAUGGAAUUGGGCAUAAUGAUUAUGGUUCUAUAUUGCAGGAAAAAGCUGUCCCCUCUAAAAUAAUGGGAGCAUGACGCCCCUGACCCAGAGGCUUGUGCUUUUCUGAUGAGUACCUACUGCACUCAUCUUCUCACUGAGGCCCACAGGACAACAGCAACUAGGCCUACACUACUACUCACUAACUUUAAGCAUCAGUUGUCAGAGCACCUUACCGAUCACUGCACCUGUACACAGCCCAUCUGAAAUUAGCUCACCCAACUACCUCAUCCCCAUAUUGUUAUUUAUUUUGCUCUUUUGCACCCCAGUAUCUCUAUUUGCACAUAAUCUCUUGCACAUCUAUCAUUCCAGUGUUAAUACUAAUUGUAAUUAUUUUGCACUAUAGCCUAUUUAUUGCCUUACUUCCAUAACUUGCUACAUUUGCACACACUGUAUAUAUAUAUUCUGUUGUAUUUUUGACUUUAUGUUUUGUUUUACCCCAUAUGUAACUCUGUGUUGUUGUUUUUAUCGCACUGCUUUGCUUUAUCUUGGCCAGGUCGCAGUUGUAAAUGAGAACUUGUUCUCAACUGGCUUACCUGGUUAAAUAAAGGUGAAAUACAAUUUUUAAAAAUAAACUUGAGAGUCCAAUCACAACCCUUUAAAUAGGCAGAAGAAGGGUGUGAGCUAAAGCAUUAGAGUUGAGAGAAACACACAAACAGCAAAACAAACAAAAUACACAUUCAAUGGAGCGCCAUGAAGACCUGACCCUAAGGCUGACCCUAAAAUACUUCAGUUGUAUCCUUCGGAAAAUCUGACUGCUUCGCUAAUCGCUAUGUGUUCAUGUCUGUGUGAGAAAGGAUCCUCUGUGUUUUACUGGCUGCAGGAAGGCCACCUACAGAAGUGAGUGGGAGAACAAUACUCUGAGGUAGAGGGGGGCUGGGUUGGAGCGCAGAGUGGAAGUGUCUCCUGGCCUUCCUCUGCUCAUAGUUCUUGGCUUCACUCCACUGUUGUCCUUCUGUUGUUUCAAGGAUUUUCCACCAUUAAGUGUUGAGAGAUAACGACCAGUUAAUUACCUUAACAAGCCCCUAACGACACCCCUGAGAGGGCUGUGUGUUCCCAAAGCACCUGGCCCCAUUGUUCCUCUCCCUGUGUGUGUGUGUGUGUGCGUGUGUGUGCGUGUGCGUGUGCGUAUGUUUGUGGGUGGGGGUCCAUGCGUGUGUGAGUGUGUGUGUUAGGGAUGGCUGGCUUACUCAGUUCAAAAGAUACAGAGAGUGCUCAAACAAACUAGAGGGUAUUGGUUGUAGUAGCACUGUGCUGGAAUACAGGAUGUAGCCUAGCCUUGAAAUUCUGGUCUGUACUGGUGGAUUAUAGUACAGUCAUAGGUGGAUAAUUCACAGUAGGUAUAUUUUUAUUUGUGUGUCUGGUCCCUUGUGAUUUUUUUCUGAUGGACAUGACAGUGAACUUCUCUGGGUAUUAAUUCCUGUCAUGUUUGCCAUCAGAAUACCAUGGUUUACAUGUACACACCUUUUUAGCAGCAUUGGUCAGAACCUGACUGGGGCUAUGGCCUGUAUUGACUGUAUAUACAUCCCAAUACGCUAUCUCACAAUCACACAAUAGAGGAGCUUAGAGACACUGUUUAUAUUCUUGAAAUGUCAUCAUUGUUUGAUUUGUGUUCUGCAUGUCUGAACGUCCUGUGUGUGCUUUCCUCUGGUUGAUAUGGUUGUUCCUAACAUUCCUCUUGUGGAGGUAUUUAUUUGCAGUGCUGUGGUGUUGUCAGUAUACACUACCGGUCAAAAGUUAUAGAACACCUACUCAUUCUAGGGUUUUUCUUUAUUUGUACUAUUUUCUACAUUGUAGAAUAAUAGUGAAGACAUCAAAACUAUGAAAUAACACAUAUGGAAUCAUGUAGUGAACAAAAAAGUGUUAAACAAAUCAAAAUAUAUUUUAUAUAUGAGAUUCUUCAAAUAGCCACCAUUUGCCUUGAUGACAGCUUUGCACACUCUUGGCAUUCUCUCAACCAGCUUCACCUGGAAUGCUUUUCCAACAGUCUUGAAGGAGUUCCCACAUAUGCUGAGCACUUGUUGGCUGCUUUUCCUUCACUCUGCGGUCCGACUCAUCCCAAACCAUCUCAAUUUGGUUGAGGUCGGGGGAUUGUGGAGGCCAGGUCAUCUGAUGCAGCACUCCAUCACUCCCCUUCUUUUUUUUCUAUUUUUGUUCUUCUUUUUUUUUUAAAUGUUUUUUAUAUAUAUACUCCCCUUUAUUACUUUUCAACCCUGCCAUCCUUUCCCUACUUGGGGUAAAUUAGUGAACAACAAUGCCCAGGCCUCUACUUCCAACCUAUACUUACUAUCUACACCUUAUGGACACAGUCAAUUUUACAAUAAUUCUAUUUUAUUUGUUUUUGCUCCUAAACUUCUUCUACUCUCAACCUCUCCAAUCAUUUUCAUGAUGUCCAUCCGGUUUGCUUCUAUAUGCCAUAUCUUUCUAACUGUGCUCUUUCCCAAAAGCUCCCAACAUACAACCUAUAUACUUAUUAUAGACACAGUAUGCUUACAUUAUUAGUUAUCUUGUUAUUAUUUGUUGUUAUUUGUUAUUAGUCCCAUCCUUCAACUCCAUUCAAUACCUCCCAUCUAUCUCUUAACACCAUCCAUAUAGGAUUCCUAUUUGCCAUAUAUAUUUCAACCGUACUGUGAUGUUUUACAAAAGUUCUGAACCUUUCUAUUCUCAUUGCUUCUACAGAUUGUGAAUUAAAAAUAAAAAAAAUUGCUAAAAGUAUUAUUAUAUUAUUGAUCGAUUGACUAUGACUUUUCAGAUCACCCAGUAAUGCUAUCUGCAAGGUUAUCUCCAGGUAAAUAUUGCAAUCCUUUAGCCAUUCCUGGACCUGUGUCCAAAAACAAGCUACAAAUGGACAGAACCAAAACAAAUGAUCUAAUGAUUCUGUCUCUUCACAGCAAAAUCUGCAGAGCUGGGAAGAUUGUAUCCCCCAUAUAAAUAACAUUCUAUUGGUAGCAAGAUAUAUAAUAAUUUAAAUUGAAAGAUUCUAAUUUUUGAAUCCGGUGUCGUUUUGCGUGUCAGUUCAUAAACACUAUGCCAUGGGAUCGGUACGUCAAAGAUCUCUUCCUAACUAUUUUGCAAUUUAUAUGGGACGGCUGUUUUUCUUAACCAAUUAUGUUCUUUAAUGCAAGGCCGACAGACAAGUUCCUUACUUUCUCCCCCUUCCACUUUCCUCUUCCACUUUUGCGGUAAGGCUGCAAUUAUUUGGUUGUAAUUUUGGAUAGAGCAGACAUUUCCAUAUGUUUUUGUUAGCUGCAUGUGCGACAUAACUCCACCAGUCCAACCGAUGAUAUCAUUUACGAAGAUUAUACCUUUUUUAAACAUUCUGUCAAAAAAUCCCCUUCUUGGUAAAAUAGCUCUUACACAGCCUGGAGGUGUGUUGGGUCAUUAUCCUGUUGAAAAACAAAUGAUAGUCCCACUAAGCCCAAACCAGAUGGGAUGGCAUAUCGCUGCAGAAUGCUGUGGUAGCCAUGCUGGUUAAGUGUGCCUUGAAUUCUAAAUAAAUCACAGACAGUGCUUUACGGUGGGAAAUACACAUGCGGCGAUCAUCCGUUCACUCACACCGCGUCUCACAAAGACAUGGCGGUUGGAACCAGAAAUCUCCAAUUUGGACUCCAGACCAAAGGACACAUUUUCACUGGUCUAAUGUCCAUUGCUCGUGUUUCUUGGCCCAAGCAAGUCUCUUCUUCUUAUUGGUUUCCUUUACAUAGUUUCCUUUAGUAGUGGUUUAUUUGCAGCAAUUCGACCAUGAAGGCCUGAUUCACACAGUCUCCUCUGAACAGUUGAUGUUGAGAUGUGUCUGUUAUUUGAACUCUGUGAAGCAUUUAUUUGGGCUGCGAUUUUUGAGGCUAGUAACUCUAAUGAACUUAUCCUCUGCAGCAGAUGUAAUUCUGGGUCUUCCAUUCCUGUGGCAGCCCUCAUGAGAGCCAGUUUCAUCAUAGCGCUUGAUGGUUUUUGCGACUGCACUUCUUGACAUUUCUCAAAGUUCUUGACAUUUUCCGUAUUGACUGACCUUCAUGUCUUAAAGUAAUGAUGGACUGUCGUUUCUCUUUGCUUAUUUGAGCUGUUCUUGCCAUAAUAUGGACUUGGUCUUUUACCAAAUAGGGCUAUCUCCUGUAUACCCCUCCCUACCUUGUCACAACACAACACAAUUAAGAAGGGAAGAAAUUCCACAAACACCUGUUAAUUGAAAUGCAUUCCAGGUGACUACCUCAUGAAGCUAGUUGAGAGAAUGCCAAGAGUGUGCAAAGCUGUCAUCAAGGCAAAGGGUGGCUGUUUGAAGAAUCUCACAUAUAUUGAUUUGUUCAACACUUUUUUGGUUACUACAUGAUUCCAUAUGUGUUAUUUCAUAGUUUUGAUGUCUUUACUAUUAUUUUACAAUGUAGAAAAUAGUAAAAAUGAAGAAAACUCUUGAAUAAGUAGGUGUUCUAAAACACCCAAUCCCAACUCGACCCUCUGCCCAACCCUCCAUGCACUUGUGUAGAUCUAAGAGGUUAUGUAUGCAAUGUGGGGAAAAUUACUCCAAGCCUAUCAGGGGGCAAAGUGAGGAUUUUAACAUAUUGCUUAUGCCUGUGAAAUUCUAUCGUGUCUAGGUGAAGUGCAUAGUGGUAGGGCCAGGGGGUCAAUUUGGGAUUAUGUGUAUCUGGGAAAGAGCAGCAGGCAAUGAAGGCUCUCUCUCUCUCUCUCUCUCUCUCUCUCUCUCUCUCUCUCUCUCUCUCUCUCUCUCUCUCUCUCUCUCUCUCUCUCUCUCUCUCUCUCUCUCUCUCUCUCUCUCUCUCUCUCUCUCUAGGAGGUGGGUGGUGAGGGCAGAGUUAAUCUAGUCAUGGAGAGUACUCUGACAGCGCGGGACAGGAUGGGGGUGCAGGACUUUGUCCUGCUGGAGAACUACACCAGCGAGGCGGCCUUCAUUGAAAACUUGCGCCGACGUUUUGGGGAGAACCUCAUUUAUGUAAAGAAUCAUGUCAUUAUGGAAAAAUUGGUCCUAUAAAAAUUAUCGGCACAUGCUUCGUAAACAACAGGUGUAAACUAACGCCCCCCACCAAAAAAAAUUACACGAGAAAGGAAUAACUACACAAUGAGUAACGAUAACUUGGCUAUAUACACGGGUACUAGUACCUAGUCGAUGUGCAGGGGUAAUUGAGGUAAAUAUGUACAUAUGGGUAGGGAUAAAGUGACUAGGCAACAGGAUAGAUAAUAAACAGUAACAGCAGCGUAUGUGAUGAGUCAAAAGAGAUAGUGCCAAAAGGGUCAAUGCAGAUAGUCCAGGUAGCUAGCAAUUGGUUAACGAUUUAACUAACUAUUUAGCAGUCUUAUGGCUCGGGGGUAGAAGCUGUCCAGGGUCCUGUUGGUUCCAGACUUGGUGCAUCGGUACUGCUUGCCGUGCGGUAGCAGAGAGAACAGUCUAUGACUUGGGUGGCUGGAGUCUUUGAACAUUUUUAGGGCCUUUCUCUGACACCGCCUGAUAUAGAUGUCCUGGAUGGCAGGUAGCUCUGCCCCAGUGAUGUACUGUAGCGCCUGCAGUCGGAUGCCAAGCAGUUGCCAUACCAAGCGGUGAUGCAGCCAGUCAAGAUCCUCUCAAUGGUGAAGCUGUAUAACUUUUUGAGGAUCUGAGGGCCCAUGCCAAAUCUUUUCAGCCUCCUGAGGGGGAAGAGGCAUUGUCGUGCCCUCUUCACGGCUGAUACUACAUAGCUUUACAUAAUGUUUGGUUAAGGUUGAUUUUAUAUCAGUGUUUGUGUGGGUUUUGUGUUUGAUGGGUUGGUGAUGGCAGUGUGCGGGUUUUGUCUCCCUGUAUCAGACCUACAUAGGGUCAGUGUUGGUGUCAGUGAACCCCAACAAGGACCUGGAGAUCUACUCCAAGGUGCACAUGGAGCGCUACCGAGGGGUCAGCUUCUACGAGAUAUCACCCCACAUGUGAGUCACCCUCUGACCCCUGACCUCUGACCCCUGAUCCUUAACCUCUCUCUGACUCAGCAGGACCAGCAUGAGUGUGUAGAUGUCUUUAUGUACAUACAGUAGGCCUACAUAUGAAUCUGCAUUGGGUACAUUACAUUUAAAGUAUGUAGUGUGUGUUUGCUAUAUGAUCGUGAUCCACUGUAUGUGAAAACACCAGUAUGAGCUCAAUCAUUAGCUGAUAUCAUGUUUGUAUCCCACCCCUCUGUUUCUCUAUACUGUAGCUUUGCGGUGUCAGACAACACGUACCGGGCCAUGCGGACUGAGAGGAGGGACCAGUGUAUCCUGAUCUCUGGGGAGAGCGGAGCAGGGAAGACUGAGGCCUCCAAGAAGAUCCUCCAGUACUACGCCACUACCUGCCCUGUCACUGACCACAUGAGUACGCUCCGGGACCGCCUGCUGCAGUCCAACCCUGUUCUGGAGGUACCGUAUACCCCCCGCCCCCUCCCAAGAUCCCCUGCCAAGGAUUUCUUCCCAUGAGCACUUCUAAGGCUCUGGAGGAGGAAGAACAUUUAUAGCAGGGGUACUGAGACUGGUGUAACAUCAAUGAGAGAAAUGAAUGGCCCACUACAAAAUCAUGUUGCUUCAAAGAAGUAAAUCUAUUGGUGGAUGAGGGAAAUCAUGUUGAUACAUUGCAUAUUUGAACCAAUCUCUGACAAAGCCAUAACAAUAGAUACGUCCUGCUGUGAACAUGCUAUUACUGUACUGUUAAUGUUUCCUAUCUCUCAGCUGUGUUUGAUCUUAUCUCUGUUGUUUCCCUCGCUCACUUCUUCUUUCUCUCUGUUUUCCUGGCUCUCUCUCUACAGGCCUUUGGGAAUGCCAAAACAUUGCGAAAUGACAAUUCCAGCCGUUUUGGCAAAUACAUGGAUGUCCAGUUUGACUUCAGGGUAAGCCUGUUGUUCUUCCUUCCUUUGGCUCCUGGGUUAAGGGAUUUUCCACACGUAAUUCUACUAUCGCUGACACUCCAAUCCAUCAAAAGAUUGUGCAUAGCUAAAACAUUUUGCAUUCAGAUCUUAACAUACUGCAUGCCUUACUAUGAGUCUAAGUCAUGAGGGCAUGAUUCAGCUAAAAGCCGAUUUAUGGUCAUUCCGGAAUCUGCAUUGGCUGUACAGCAUUUACUGCGAUGCAGCCUCUGCAGAAGUCCGGACAUUCAUACUUCUUGCGCUUUGCGGAGCAGAGCUGUUAUGAAGAAAGUUGUCAAGGAAGUGAGUUUGUGUUUAUAUUGUGUCACAUCCUCCGUACGGAGCCUCCGGACCGGAUUUUCGGAUCAAGCAUAAAUCGUCUUUAAAGCAGCUCUAACUGUGCCACUAGAGAUCCUGGUUCGAAUCCAGGCUCUGUCGCAGCCGGCCGCGACCGGGAGACUCAUGGGCGGCGCACAAUUGGCCCAGCGUCGUCCAGGGUAGGGGAGGGAAUGGCCGGCAGGGAUGUAGCUCAGUUGAUAGAGCAUGGCGUUUGCAACGCCAGGGUUGUGGGUUCGAUUCCCACGGGGGGCCAGUAUAAAAAAAAUAUAUGUAUUCACUAACUGUAAGUCGCUCUGGAUAAGAGCGUCGACUAAAAUGUAAAAUGUAAAAAUGUAAUAGGACCACACUUAGCAGUACUUUGACUGUCCCUGUCCCUAACCUCCCCUAGGGGGCGUCGAUAGGAGGCCACAUCCUCAACUACCUGCUGGAGAAGUCCCGUGUGGUGCACCAGAACCAUGGAGAGAGGAACUUCCAUAUUUUCUACCAGCUGCUCGAGGGAGGAAAACAGGACCUUCUCAGCAAGCUGGGCCUGGAGAGAAAUGCCCAGAAAUACCAAUACCUGGUCAAGGUGUGUGUUUGUGCGUGCGCACGUGUGUGUGUGUGUGUGUGUGCAGUUAUUUGAUCAGUGAUGUCCUGUUCCUCUCAGGGUUGCUGUCCUAGGGUGAGCUCCAUCAAUGAUAAGAAUGACUGGAAAACAGUGAGGAAGGCCCUGACUAUCAUCGGCUUACGUGAGGAUGAGGUGGAGGUUAGAAUUUUUUUUGUGUAUAAUAAUACUGCACACCGUUUUUCACUGCAAACAAAUUUCACUCAACCCAAAGUUUCACCAUGACCAUGCUUUAAAUUUGUCUGUUCUCUCUCCCUCUUUAGGAUCUGUGGAAUAUAAUUGCCAGUGUCCUCCAUCUUGGGAACACUCAGUUUGGAGAAGGAGAGAAUGGGGAAAACCAGAUCACCACUGAGCCACAGCUCAAAUACCUGUCGAAGGUUGGAACUAUGAAGAUGAACGAUACCCUCCUCCCCCCAACAAACACACACACACACAAACACACGCACACACACAUAUUCCCCAUUCUAAAGGCAGAUGUUGAUGUUGUCCUGCUUGUUCUGCAGCUGCUGGGUGUGGAUGGAGCAGCAUUGAGAGAGGCUCUCACUCAUAAGAAACUCACUGCCAAAGGGGAGGAGGUGAGUGUCUAUGGUGGGCUGUUUCACUUGAUACAGAACUAUGCCUGGUAAUAUAAUAUAAUGUAAUAUCCCACUUACAAACAAGUAAAGCAGUAUGCCUUUGAUGUGUAUGGCAUGCAUAUUUAGAUUUUGGUUUUAAAGAGAGGGUACUGAUACAGUUCAGCUGAGCCCAGAGGAUAACACAUUAAAGUAUUUUGCAUCUCUAAUUUCCAAUAUGUACAGUACCAGUCAAAAGUUUGGACACACCUACUCAUUCAAGGGUUUGUCUUUACUUUUACUAUUUUCUACAUUGUAGAAUAAUAUUGAAGACAUCAAAACUAUGAAAUAACACAUAUGGAAUCAGGUAGUAACAAAAAAGUGUUAAACAAAUUUUAAACAAAUCUCAAAUUUGGACUCAUCAGACCAAAGGAUAGAUUUCCACCGGUCUAAUGUCCAUUGCUCGUGUUUCUUGGCCCAAGCAAGUCUCUUCUUCUUAUUGGUGUCCUUUAGUAGUGGUUUCUUUGCAGCAAUUCGACCAUGAAGGCCUGAUUCACACAAUCUCCUCUGAACAGUUGAUGUUGAGAUGUGUCUGUUACUUGAACUCUGUGAAGCAUUUAUUUGAGCUGCAGUUUCUGAGGCUGGUAACUCUAAUGAACUUAUCCUCUGCAGCAGAGGUAACUCUGGGUCUUCCAAUCCUGUGGCGGUCCUCAUGAGAGCCAGUUUCAUCAUAGAGCUUGAUGGUUUUUGCGACUGCACUUGAAGAAACUUUGAAAGUUCUUGAAAUUUUCCGGAUUGACUGACCUUCAUGUCUUAAAGUAAUGAUGGACUAUCGUUUCUCUUUGCUUAUUUGAGCUGUUCUUUACGUAAUAUGGACUUGGACUUUUACUAAAUAGGGCUAUCUUCUGUAUACCCCCCUACCUUGUCACAACACAACACAAUUAAGAAGGAAAGAAAUUCCACAAAUUAACUUUUAACAAGGCACACCUGUUAAUUGAAAUGCAUUCCAGGUGACUACCUCAUGAAGCUGGUUGAGAGAAUGCCAAGAGUGUGCAAAGCUGUCAUCAAGGCAAAGGGUGGCUACUUUGAAGAAUCUGUGUUAUUUCAUAAUUUUGAUGUCUUCACUAUUAUUCUGCAAUGUAGAAAAUAGUAAAAAAUAAAGAAAAACCCUGGAAUGAGUAGGUGUGUCCAAACUUUUGACUGGUACUGUAUGUGUGUGUGUGCGCAUGCAUGCUCACUUGUGUGUGUUUGUGUUCCAGAUGAUCAGCCCGUUGAGUUUCGAGCAGGCUGUGGCAGCCCGUGAUGCCUUGGCCAAAGCGGUGUACGGCCGUACCUUCACCUGGCUGGUGGUGAAGAUCAACCAGUCUCUGGCUUUCAAGGUCUCACACAAGCAUCACUCAUGAUAGCUAGCUAGCAAAACAAUUUGCUUAUUUGCUCGUAGUUACUGCUCCUCUCUUUGCUAGCUACCUAAUGCUGCUUCCUACCUCCAAAACUGAGUGUAUUGUGUGCUGUCUAUCUGCAGGAUGAAGUGUACAACAGCAGUAAAGGCUCAUCAUCAGUCAUAGGACUGCUGGAUAUCUAUGGCUUUGAGGUUUUCCAGCACAAUAGGUACCUGAACACAUUUUUGUUAAUUUACUCAGUGCAUGAAUAUGUGUUUAAUAGCAAUGUGUUGUACAGUAUGUAAUUGCUUUGCUUUGACUCAAUUCAAGAAUCACUCACCGAUCUUAAAUUAGUGGUAAAUGUUGAUAAAACCAAGUUUAUGUUUUUCUCCAGGUCUCGUAAAAUUGAUCCUAAUGACUUGCGUAUCUGUACCUUGAGAGGAGCCCAAAUUGAGUUAGUCCCCCUUUAUAAGUAUCUAGGUAUUUGGAUUGACGAUAAGCUGUCCUUUAAAACACACAUUGAUAAACUGACAAAUUAGUUGCGAGUAAAGAUUGGUUUCCUAUAUAGAAAUAAAUCCUGUCUCACUUUUGAAAAUAGGGGGAAGAUUGUUCAAGCAACCCUCCUCCCAGGAACUGACUAUGGCGACUCAAUCUACAUGCACGCUGCAGCCUCUGUGUUAAAACCUCUAGAUUCAGUCUACCGUGGAAAUAGGGCUAAUGAUGCAUAGGGAAAUUAUCACCAGUGAUAAAACGCAAGGCUGCGUGCCUUGCGUUUUAUCACUGGUGAUAAUUUCCCUACGCAUCAUUAGCCCUAUUUCCACGGGAUUAGGUUUACUGGGGGAGAUACGGUUUUGUAAUGAUGUGCACAAGCACAUAUCACCACAUCUGUAAUUUAAGUCCUGUCUGAAUCUGCUAUGUCUGUCAUUUUUACAUCGCAGAAGAGUAAUAAUUCCAGCCGAAAAAAACUACUGUUUUUCAACUAACUCCAAGGUCCUCUGAUAAUACUAGUCCUGUGCGAAUCGAAAUCCCUGUGUUUUGAGAGAAAUGUCUGAGUUUGACAGGUGUUGCUCACGGUUGGAGCAAGAAAACAAUAAUUGAUUCGAUACAUUUAUGCUUAAAACAAAGUGCUACGCAUAGCCUAUAUAUGAAGGGCCUAUAUGUAUGCAUCAACUUUCACAGUGAAUUAUUUUGUUUAUACGUUUUGUGCCAUUGAAUUGAACAUCGGCAAAUGCGUAAGUAAAAAAAUAUUGUUCCUAUUUAAUGCAACCCUUGCUGUUAAUAGAGCGCAAAGCAGCAUUACAACUGAGCUAAACUUUUGGAUUUAGCAGUUAACUUUCUCAUCCAUAGCCUAAAAACGCAUCUUAAGUGCAAGUGUACGGUUUAGCUCACAUCUGCAGGCUGGGGGGCAUUUAGGACGUCUUCUACUGCGGAUCACUAAAAUAUCCUAAUUUGAUUGUGAUCACAUUUCCUCAAUUCAAAUAUUAUGGCCACACUAUACCAAAGAUGGUAUGGUAUGGUUUAGAAACUUGGGAGCCAAGCACGAGUUAUCAGUGUAGCCUGUUCACCUGGACAUGUUGAUAUACAGUGCCUUCAGAAAGUAUUCAUACCCGUCGAUUUAUUCCACAUUUUGUUGUGUUACAGCCAGAAUUCAAAAUGUAUUAAAUAGAUGUUUCUGUCACCCAUCUACACACAAUACCCCAUAAUGACAAAGUGAAAACAUGGUUUUAGAAAUGCUUUGCACAUUUAUUGAAAAUGAAAUACAGAAAAAUCUAAUUUACAUACACUACCGGUCAAAAGUUUUAGAACACCUACUCAUUCAAGGGUUUUUCUUUAUUUGUACUAUUUUCUACAUUGUAGAAUAAUAGUGAAGACAUCAACACUAUGAAAUAACACAUAUGGAAUCAAGUGUUAAACAAAUCAAAAUAUAUUUUAUAUUUUACAUUCUUCAAAGUAGCCACCCUUUGCCUUGAUGACAGCUUUGCACACUCUUGGCAUUCUCUAAACCAGCUUCAUGAGGAAUGCUUUUCCAACAGUCUUGAAGGAGUUCCCACAUAUGCUGAGCACUUGUUGGCUGCUUUUCCUUCCCUCUGCGGUCCGACUCAUCCCAAACCAUCUCAAUUGGGUUGAGGUCGGGGGAUUUUGGAGGCCAGGUCAUCUGAUGCAGCACUCCAUCACUCUCCUUCUUGGUAAAAUAGCCCUUACACAGCCUGGAGUUGUGUUGGGUCAUUGUCCUGUUGAAAAACAAAUGACAGUCCCACUAAGCCCAAACCAGAUGGAAUGGUGUAUCGCUGCAGAACGCUGUGGUAGCCAUGCUGGUUAAGUGUGCCUUGAAUUCUAAAUAAAUCACAGACAGUGUGACCAGCAAAGCACCCCCACACCAUAACACCUCCUCCUCCAUGCUUUACAGUGGGAAAUACACAUGCAGAGGUCAUCCGUUCACCCACACACUCCAGACCAAAGGACAGAUUUCCACCGGUCUAAUGUCCAUUGCUCGUGUUUCUUGGCCCAAGCAAGUCUCUUCUUCUUAUUGGUGUCCUUUAGUAGUGGUUUCUUUGCAGAAAUUCGACCAUGAAGGACUGAUUCACACAGUCUCCUCUGAACAGUUGAUGUUGAGAUGUGUCUGUUACUUGAACUCUGUGAAGCAUUAAUUUGAGGCGGUCCUCAUGAGAGCCAGUUUCAUCAUAGCGCUUGAUGGUUUUUGUGACUGCACUUGAAGAAACGUUCAAAUUUUCCGGAUUGACUGACCUUCAUGUCUUAAAGUAAUAAUGGACUGUCAUUUCUCUUUGCUUAUUUGAGCUUUUCUUGCCAUAAUAUGGACUUGGUCUUUUACCAAACAGGGAUAUCUUCUCUAUACCAACCCUACCUUGUCACAACACAAUUGAUUGGCUUAAACGCAUUAAGAAGGAAUGAAAUUCCACAAAUUAACAAGGUACACCUGUUAAUUGAAAUUCAUUCCAUGUGACUACCUCAUGAAGCUGGUUGAGAGAAUGCCAAGAGUGUGCAAAGCUGUCAUCAAGACAAAGGGUGGCUAUUUGAAGAAUCUCAAAUAUAAAAUAUAUUUUGAUUUGUUUAACACUUUUUUGGUUACUACAUGAUUCAAAAGGUGUUAUUUCAUAGUUUUGAUGUCUUCACUAUUAUUCUGCAAUGUAGAAAAUAGUAAAAAUAAAAAAAAUACCUUGAUAGAGUAGGUGUGUCCAACCUUUUGACUGGUAUUAUAAAUGUGAUAUUUCAGGUUUUUUAUUUUUUAUAAAUUAGCAAAAUUUUCAAGAAACCUGUUUUUGCUUUGUCAUUAUGGGGUAUUGUGUGUAGAUUGAUGAGGGGAAAAAACAAUUUCAUCAAUUUUAGAAUAAGGCUGUAACGUAACAAAAUGUGGAAAGCACUGUAUAUUUGUUUCUACUGCCCUUUUGAAUGUAACGUAAUUUAUUUGAAGUGUUGUAACUGUAAUUUUGUAGUGAUCAUGCUUAAAUUUGUUGCUCACAUUGCUUGAACUGUUGUUCUCAGGAAUGAGACCCUGGUCUCAGUGGGUUCCCCUGGUUAAAUAAAGGUUAAUAAAUAAAUACAAAACAUAUUGUAGCACAGUUGUUUUGUGCCAUAUUUUUAACCCUAACCAUCUCCCUGUAGUUUUGAGCAGUUCUGCAUCAACUACUGCAAUGAGAAGCUACAGCAGCUGUUCAUUGAGCUCACCCUCAAGUCUGAGCAGGAGGAGUACAAGGCAGAGGGCAUCACAGUGAGUCAGGGAGGGUUGAGGGGUACUCAGAGAAAGAGAGGGGUGUUUUCAUUCAAAUAGACAAAACAAGAAUUAAGGUAUACUAAGAAAAGCAUAUUGUCAAGUAGUGAUGAGGGUGUAGUUCGCUAAUGAUACUGUGUAUUUCAGUGGGAGCCGGUGAAGUACUUCGACAACAAGAAUAUCUGUGACCUGGUAGAGGAAAAGCACAAAGGCUUCAUCUCCAUCCUGGUGAGAAUGACUGGCAUUCACUUCAGUUUAGUAGUUUAUUUGACUCUCUUUAGCCUUUCACCUCUUUCUAGUAUCGCUCGCCCUCUGUCCUCUCCCUGUCUCUAGUUGAAUGUUAAUGUAUAAAUGUGGAAUGUGUUUUAGGAUGAGGAGUGUUUGAGACCAGGAGAGCCCAGCGAUAUCUCCUUCCUCAAGAAGCUUGAGGACACUUUGGGAGGCCAUGCACAUUUUGUCACGUGAGUCUCUUUUACACACACACAUGCACAAAACACAUGGGUGCCUUCACAGUUUGUUUGUGUAUUUGCACCAUAUUCCAAAUAUGUUUUUGUGUGUAUAUUUGUGGCUCUGUAUCUAAUAUAUGAUUUGUCUCUGUAUGUCUGUCAGUCACAAGUUGGCGAAUGGGAAGACUCGCAAGGCGGUGGGCAGAGAGGAGUUCAGACUGAUUCAUUAUGCAGGAGAGGUCAACUACACUGUCAAUGGUGAGCUAGCUAAUCAAUCUGGCAAUAGUAAAACUGCAGAAAAUAAUUAACUGAUUUCAUCCUCACACAUACUUUUUGUAAUAUUUUGUGUUCAUCUGUAUCAAAGGGUUUCUGGACAAGAACAAUGACCUUCUCUACAGAAACCUGAAAGAGGCGAGGCUGGAGCAACAAUGGAGAAAUGAGAACACACAGACCACACACUCACACUCACCACACAACUACUACAGGUUUCCCAUGAUCUCUCUCAGAUCUCCCACACAUGGUUUAUGUGUGUACACAACAGUAGGUAUAGAGUGUGGGGGAUGUUUUGGUGUGUUGUGUUUACAUGGUUCUGUGGUGUGCUUUCUCUGUCCAGGUCAUAUGCCAGUCAGAUAACCAGGUCCUGAGUCAGUGCUUCCACAGAGAGGAAGUGACUGACCAAAAACGCCCAGAAACAGUGAGAUACGCACGCACACACACAUAGACGCAAGCACGCACACACACACACACAGUUUGAUAUCUCACCACUCUGCUUCCCUCUGUAGGCUGCCACUCAGUUUAAGAACAGCCUGGCCAAACUGAUAGAGAUCCUGAUGUCCAAGGAGCCAUCCUAUGUGCGCUGUAUCAAACCCAACGAUGCCAAGCAGUCAGGUAAUCAUACACCCUGUGAAGUCAAUCAGUCAAUUUAUCAAUCAAUCAGUCAAUUCAAUAUUCUCACUCUCCCCAGGGAGGUUUGAUGAGGCUCUGGUCAGACACCAGGUCAAGUAUCUGGGUCUGAUGGAGAACCUGAGGGUCAGGAGAGCUGGGUUUGCCUACCGCCGAUGCUACGAAGCCUUCCUACAGAGGUCAGUGUGUGUGUGUGUGUGUGUGUGUGUCUAUAUUAUGUCACUCUGUUUACAUGUUUCUAUAACCACAGUUUCUAUAUUAACUAUAUACAUUUCUGUAACCAAAGGUACAAGUCUCUGUGUCCCGGGACGUGGCCUAACUGGGAGGGCAGACUGGCUGAUGGAGUAACCACACUGGUCCAACACCUGGGCUACAAACCAGAGGAAUACAAACUGGGCAAGUAGGUACACACAGAGAGAGAAGGAAGGGGACAUACAUUUCCCUUAGUCAUGUUGUGAGGAGAAACACGAGACAGUAUGUCGUUGAUGUAUAAUUCCAUAUCUCUUUGAAGGACCAAGAUCUUCAUCCGCUACCCUAAGACUCUGUUCAGCACUGAAGAUGCCCUGGAGGCCAGGAGGCCUGCCCUUGGUGAGACUAUACAGCAGGGAGGAGGAUGACAAGGCCAUUUGGGGGAAAUUAAUGUAAUUAGCUAGGAGAAUAACACAGAUCAUGAUAAACAGAAGAGUAGCAGUAGCAGUGGAAAACAGGGAACUGCCCACUUGGUCAACUAAGCAGCAGCAUGAGGAUGGAUAAUACAGUAAGCUAAUGUAAUUAUACUGAACAAAAAUAUAAACACAAGCUGCAACAUGUUCAAAGAUUUUACUGAGUUACAGUUCAAGGAAAUUAGUCAAUUCAAAUAAAUUCAUUAGGCCCUAAUCUAUGGAUUUCACAUGACUGGGCAGGGGUGCAGCCAUGGGUGGGACUUGGAGGGCAUAGGCCCACCCACAUAGGGAGCCAGGCCCAGCCAAUCAGAAUGAGUUUUUCCCCACAAAAUGGCUUCAUUACAGACAUAAAUAUUCCUCAGCUGUCUUGGUUACACGUGGUCUGCGGUUGUGAGGCCGGUUGGAAGCCGCUUAUGGUAGAGAAAUGAACAUUCAGUUCUCUGGCAACAGCUCUGGUGGACAUUCCUGCAGUCAGCAUGCCAAUUACGCGCUCUCUCAAAACUUGAGACAUCUGUGGCAUUGUGUUAUGUGAGAAAACUGCACUUUUUAAAGUGGCCUUUUCUUGUCCGCAGUACACUACCGAUCAAAAGUUUUAGAACACCUACUCAUUCAAGGGUUCUUCUUUAUUUUUACUAUUUUCUACAUUGUAGAAUAAUAUUGAAGACAUCAAAACUAUGAAAUAACACAUAUGGAAUCAUGUAGUAACCAAAAAAGUGUUAAACAAAUCAAAAUAUAUUUUAUAUUUGAGAUUCUUCAAAUAGCCACCCUUUGCCUUGAUGACAGCUUUGCACACUCUUGGCAUUCUCUCAACCAGCUUCACCUGGAAUGCUUUUCCAACAGUCUUGAAGGAGUUCCCACAUAUGCUGAGCACUUGUUGGCUGCUUUUCCUUCACUCUGCGGUCCGACUCAUCCCAAACCAUCUCAAUUUGGUUGAGGUCGGGGGAUUGUGGAGGCCAGGUCAUCUGAUGUAGCACUCCAUCACUCUCCUUCUUGGUAAAAUAGCCCUUACACAGCCUGGAGAUGUGUUGGGUCAUUGUCCUUUUGAAAAACAAAUGAUAGUCCCACUAAGCCCAAAUUAGAUGGGAUGGUGUAUCGCUGCAGAAUGCUGUGGUAGCCAUGCUGGUUAAGUGUGCCUUGAAUUCUAAAUAAAUCACAGACAGUGUCACCAGCAAAGCACCCCCACACCGUAACACCUCCUCCUCCAUGCGUUAUGGUGGGAACUACACAUGCGGAGAUCAUUCGUUCACACACACCGCGUCUCACAAAGACACGGCCGUUGGAACCAGAAAUCUCCAAUUUGGACUCCAGACCAAAGGACAUAUUUCCACCGGUCUAAUGUCCAUUGCUCGUGUUUCUUGGCCCAAGCAAGUCUUUUCUUCUUAUUGGUGUCCUUUAGUAGUGGUUUCUUUGCAGCAAUUCGGCCAUGAAGGCCUGAUUCACACAGUCUCCUCUGAACAGUUGAUGUUGAGAUGUGUCUGUUACUUGAACUCUGUGAAGCAUUUAUUUGGGCUGCAAUUUCUGAGGCUGGUAACUCUAAUGAACAUAUCCUCUGCAGCAGAGGUAACUCUGGGUCUUCCAUUCCAGUGGCGGUCCUCAUGAGAGCCAGUUUCAUCAUAGCGCUUGAUGGUUUUUGUGACUGCACUUUCAAAGUUCUUGAAAUCUUCCGGAUUGACUGACCUUCAUGUCUUAAAGUAAUGAUGGACUGUCGUUUCUCUUUGCUUAUUUGAGCUGUUCUUGCCAUAAUAUGGACUUGGUCUUUUACCAAAUAGGGCUAUCUUCUGCAUACCACCCCUACCUUGUCACAACACAACUGAUUGGCUCAAACGCAUUAAGAGGGAAAGAAAUUCCACAAAUUAACUUUUAAGAAGGCACACCUGUUAAUUGAAAUGCAUUCCAGGUGACUACCUCAUGAAGCUGGUUGAGAGAAUGCCAAGAGUGUGCAAAGCUGUCAUCAAGGCAAAGGGUGGCUAUUUGAAGAAUCUCAAAUAUAAAAUAUAUUUUGAUUUGUUUAACACUUUUUUGGUUACUACAUGAUUCCAUAUGUGUUAUUUCAUAGUUUUGAUGUCUUCACUAUUAUUCUACAAUGUAGAAAAUAGUAAAAAUAAAGAAAAACCCUUGAAUGAGUAGGUGUUCUAAAACUUUUGACCGGUAGUGUACAAGGUGCACCUGUGUAAUGAUCAUGCUGUUUAAUCAGCUUUUUGAUAUGCCCACCUUUCAGGUGGAAUGGAUUAUCUUGGCAAAGGGGAAAUGCUCACUAACAUGGAUGUAAACAAAUGGUGCAGGAAAGUUGAGAGAAAUACGUUUUUUGUGUGUAUGGAAAAUGUCUGGGAUUUUAUAUUUGAAUGAAACAUGGGACCAACACUUUACAUGUUGCAUUUAUAUUUUUUUCAGUGUAGGAUCAAAUUAAACAUGUCUGUUCUGUGGUCCAACCAUUUUGUCUCCUCUUUUCCUGUGCUCUGCUCUAGUUCUCACCCUACAGACCUCAUGGAGGGGUUACAGAGAGAGGGCCAAGUACCACCGCAUCAGACAGGCAGGUGAGGGCCUGGAUCUGCUUCUCAAUUACUGCUUCCUCAAGCAGUUACACUGCAGCCACUUUCUUGAUAUCUGCAGAAUCUAUGAAUGAAGUAAUGCCGAGGAUAUGACUUUGUUGUUUGUUCUUAUGAGCUCUGCACAGUUGUUGCUUGUUGUGGUGUGUCUGUGACAUGACUGAUUGCAUCCUCUCUCUCUCGCACGCGCUCUAUCUAUCUAUCUAUCUAUCUAUCUAUCUAUCUAUCUAUCUAUCUAUCUAUCUAUCUAUCUAUCUAUCUAUCUAUCUAUCUAUCUAUCUAUCUAUCUAUCUAUCUAUCUAUCUAUCUAUCUAUCUAUCUAUCUAUCUAUCUAUCUAUCUAUCUAUCUAUCUAUCUAUCUAUCUAUCUAUCUAUCUAUCUAUCUAUCUAUCUAUCUAUCUAUCUAUCUAUCUAUCUAUCUAAUCUAUCUAAUCUAUCUAAUCAGUUCUAGUGAUCCAGUCUGCGUGGAGAGGGAUGAAAUCCCGCCAGAGGACCAGGCGUCGCAGACACGCUGUGGACAUCAUACGCAAGUUCAUCAAAGGCUUCAUCUACCGCCACUACGAGCGCUGUCCAGAAAACGAGUACUUCCUGGACCAUCAGCGUUUCUCCUUCCUGAUGACGCUGGUUAGGAACCCGCCUAAGAGUGUCCUGGACAAGAGCUGGCCCAUCCCCCCACCUAGCCUCACUGAGGUACUACAACCAGCCCAACAACACUCCACACAAAACUCACUGAGGGACAUUAAGCGUAAGCCAAGGGGUGACGGUGCAAUGCAUCUGACUGUUGUACCUUCAAUGUUUUAUUUGUAUCUGUCCCUAUGUCUGUGUAGGCAUCAGAGCACCUGUGCAUGCUGUGUAUGCAGAACAUGAUGUGGGCCUACUGCAGGAGGAUCCAGCCGGAGUGGAAGAAACAGGUAGGCUACUCUACUGUCUGUUACUGUCACUCACCUGACGGGAGCACAUAGAAAGGAUAUUUCUGUCCUAUUUCUAUCCGUUUUUUAAAUCUCACACACUCUCUCUCUGUCUCUCUCUGUCUCUCUCUCUCUCUGUGUCUCUCUCUCUCUCUCUCUGUGUCUCUGUCUCGGUCUCCUUUUCUACAUUCUUUCUCCCUCUCACUCUCUCCAACCUCACUCUACAGGCAUUUCUUCUGUCCUCUCUCUAUAGAUGGAGCAGAAGGUGUUAGCCAGUCAGAUAUUCAAGCACCAGAAGGACAGCUAUCCCCAGAGUGUCCCUAAGCUGUUUGUGGCCUCCAGACUAAGUAGGGUCCACUCACUAACACAGUGUGCACACACUUCGAAACUUCACAAACCACAUACUUGACAAACACACCACUGACAGAUGUUCUCUCCUUUAUACAGACAGUGAGGAGUUCAAAGUGAUACCGACUCUGGGCAAUGACAAAGUGAAGGUGAGUAAUAUGAUAUUGUAAUACUAUCCCCCUGUAGUGUUUGUGUCAGUUUGGACUGGAGUCUACCACGACCCCUGUCUCACCUCUGUCACUCUGCAGUUGUUGGCUGAGUAGUUUAAUCCUGCUAAUUGGCUGUUUCCUGUGUACAGCAUCUUUACAAUGUCAUGUAUUGCUUUGAAUCAAUAUUGAUACAGUUAUACUUUGACAACUUUGGGUUUUUAUGACAACCCCUCCCUCUUUCUGUCUCUCCCUCUCGCUCUGUCAUUCUCUCUCUUUCUCUCUCCAUCCCCCUCUACUUCUAUCUGUCUGUGUCAGUAUGGAGUUACAGUGACUAAGUAUGAUAGGAGGGGUUACAAGGCGCGGCCUCGCCAGCUGCUCCUCACCUCCUCCUUCGCCAUGCUGGUGUCCGAAGCCAAGCUGAAGCAGAGGAUCGACUACGCAGCCCUGAGGAGUGAGUCUGCUGGGGGCCAUAGGGGAUUGAGGGGCUGGGGGUGGUGGGCCAGGGGGGGUGUAACCUUGGUUAUGAGGUAGUUGUAGUGUAUGUGUCCAGUGUAUAACAGGGUUCUUCUCUUUCCAGGCAUCUCUGUGAGUUCUCUCAGUGAUGGUUUCAUGGUUCUGCACGUGGCCAGUGAGGACAACAAGCAGAAGGUAACAGGAUGACCUCAUCCUGGUCAUUUUAUCUAGCGGUUGUCAUGGCGACAUACUAUCAUGGUGCCGUAAAGUACAGUACCUAACCUCUGACCCCUUGUCUGCCCUGUAGAGUGAUGUGGUGCUCCAGUGUGAUCAUGUGAUCGAGGUGGUGACCAAGCUGGCCACUAUGGCGGACAAGAAGAACAAGGUCAACAUGAGCCAGGACAGGUGAGUUUGGCGCCUCUGAUCAUCUGGACACUGGAUAGCUUCAUGACAUUUUUCUGAGUAUCUUUGAGAGCCUGCUGACAUUUGUCAACCCUUUCCAACUGUCAUGCACUGUUAGUGAUCAUGACACUUUUCUAUUUUAUCCCUCUUCUCUCUCAUCCCCUCUCACCCCCCACCCCUUCCCUCUUUUCCUACUCACCUCCCUCUGGUCUUCUCCUCCUGUCUGUUCCUGUGUGCAGUAUUACAUUUGCGGUGGCUCGGGGGAAGGAGGGGGUCAUUGACUUCACCAGUGGACCAGAGCUGAAGGUGGCCAAAGGCAAGAAAGGACACCUGCUAGUGGUGAGUCAGGGGACGGGAGAGACCUAUUAUUAUGAGGACAGCAGGGCUGAGGAAGGGAGGAUGAGAAAGGGGGGUAGAGGAGAAGAGAGGACUUGUAGAUGGAGCAUGAGGAGGACUGGGAUUGUAAAGUGGAAAGCAGUGGAGUUUAAAGAUAGCUACCUCUUUCAUCUCUAUAUUUUCACUGGAGGUUUUGACCAAUAAUCCACAUUAGGCAAUAACAAUGACGCCAUUUGUGAAUUGACUUGUUUUGCAGACGGCUCCUAAACUCAACCCAUGA